AUGGAGCUUAGCGGGUACCGCAGCUUCCUCUCCUUCAGAUCCCGCGGCCUAGCCGUUCCCAACCGUCUCCUCCAGACGUGGAGCUCCACGUACAUGAAGCGUCACCACCCCGACGUGGAUUGGCGUGCGUCGAUUCGCUGCCCCGACGGCCGCGAGGACCACCUCAUCCUCGCCCACAUGCGUGAUGCGGCGGAGGUCGAGGUGGCGGACGACGUGAAUGCAGCUGCAGAGGUGGAAGAGUGGAUCAACCCACUCUACGCCGCCCCGCAGCCCGACCCUAUGGAGGCUGCCGAUGCAUCUGAUGUUGAUGAGGAAGGCGAGGCAUCUGAGGAUGACCCCACAGCCCACGAUGAGUGGGAUGAUUAG
Messenger RNA from Closterium sp. Naga37s-1, 366 nucleotides. NCBI's taxonomy places the organism in Eukaryota, Viridiplantae, Streptophyta, Zygnematophyceae, Desmidiales, Closteriaceae. The record is from the annotation of a GenBank genome assembly.